Messenger RNA from Ricinus communis (castor bean), 901 nucleotides. Its product is annotated as rubredoxin. Gene Ontology annotation, cellular component: chloroplast. Gene Ontology annotation, molecular function: electron transfer activity; iron ion binding. The coding region runs from base 179 to 769 and encodes 196 amino acids. Lineage: Eukaryota; Viridiplantae; Streptophyta; Magnoliopsida; Malpighiales; Euphorbiaceae. The record is from RefSeq and is a predicted model, not a curated record. The transcript has a single exon. Gene Ontology annotation, biological process: alkane catabolic process.
UACUUCCCCACCUUAUCCGUCUCCCUUUCACUAACAGCAUAUGCUCUUCCAUGGAUCCCCUUCAUUUCUCCUCCAUCCAGAAACUAUUCACCACAAACACAACCUAACAAUACUUCUCCAUUCCAAUUUCAAUUAACAAAAGAUAAGAACAUUAACCAUUAAAUACUAAUUCCAUUUGAUGAUGGCCUGUGCAACUACAAGACCCACCUUCUCAUUCCACCUUUCCCAACUCUUACCUCCCAAACCCAGAAUUUAUUCUUCCAAAUCAUCAUUUCUUUCUGUCCAAAAACCCCAGAAGACCCACUUCAUUCUUCACUCAAUCGAUGUCUCUAAAGAAGACAAACCACCCACUUCAAACCAACCUAGUAAUAGCAAUCCUCCUCCACCACCACUAGAAUCACUGACUGAAGCAGAAACUGAAACAGAAUUUGAUCAAAGGAGGUUAGAAGAGAAGUUUGCAGUGUUAAACACUGGAAUUUAUGAGUGUAGGUCUUGUGGGUACAAAUAUGAUGAGGGUGUUGGUGACCCAACAUAUCCAAUUCCACCAGGGUUUCAGUUUGAUAAGUUGCCUGAUGAUUGGAGGUGUCCUACUUGUGGAGCUGCAAAGAGUUUCUUUGAGAGUAAAAGUGUAGAGAUUGCUGGAUUUGCACAGAAUCAGCAAUUUGGGUUAGGAGGCAACUCACUCACUUCUGGGCAAAAGACUAUUUUGAUAUAUGGGACCUUGUUCUUCUUCUUUGUUUUGUUCUUAUCAGGGUAUUUUCUGCAAUAGAGGAUGGUUACUGAUAAGAAUUUUGUAAGUUCUCUUUUUGGGUUUUGUGCUUAUUGUAUCAUGUCCAGUUUUAAAUUUAUGAUACUUGCAAAUAGAUUCAUAUUUAAGAAGUGGAUAACUGGGGUUAUAGCA